This is a messenger RNA of Notolabrus celidotus (New Zealand spotty), 4472 nucleotides long. RefSeq names its product D site albumin promoter binding protein b (gene dbpb). The record is from RefSeq and is a predicted model, not a curated record. Gene Ontology annotation, biological process: regulation of transcription by RNA polymerase II. Gene Ontology annotation, cellular component: nucleus. NCBI's taxonomy places the organism in Eukaryota, Metazoa, Chordata, Actinopteri, Labriformes, Labridae. Gene Ontology annotation, molecular function: RNA polymerase II cis-regulatory region sequence-specific DNA binding; DNA-binding transcription factor activity, RNA polymerase II-specific.
AUGCCGCGAGCGGACAGGCCUGGUCUCCCCGUGCUCGAUACACGUGAGCUGGAACAGCUAUUGUACGCCGGGAGGCAACGUGCUAAAGCGUUCCUCUCGCCUGAAAAAACGACAUACUCACGUUUUCCAAGGAUUACAAGGAGACUGGAAAAGCCAUGCUAGACUACCUGAUUAUAUUCAAGAGGCCAAAAUACUGCUCUUAAAGAGUAAGGCAAAGUUUAAAGACAGUGUCACUUAGAAUGAUUAAAUAGGUGAUUUAUAAAGGCGUACUUGUAUAUGGGCGUUUUAUUCUCAGUCAUGUGAUUAAAUCUUGAACUAAUGUGCAUCGUCACUGCUUCAGCAGAAACACACAAGCAAAAGUCAGGUUUUUAUACCUGUCAGACAAAACAAACAGCUUGUUCUCCUCGAUGUGCGGCACGAGGGUAGGUGUGUCUCAUAAUAAUAAACGAGCUUAGAGAGAGAGCGCUUAACUCCUGACCACGCCCCCCUUUUCGCUCCUCGCUAGUUUAUUUCCGCGAGGUGUGACGUCACGUGAACCGCCCGUGUCGUCCCAGCUGAGAGAACAGAGAGAGAGAACAGUCGGACGUGGACGUCGCGCGGCCCAAACACAGACCGAAAACUCGUGCGCCCGUGACUAGAUCCACCGGAUGCAAAAAAAAGUACAGACAGAGAAAGAGGAAACAAACCCCUCCUCCCCCCACGACGGACAGCAAAGCGCGACAGCACAGAGAGAAACACCAAUGCAACUUGUCAUCUGACCAACACAGCCACUGCCCUGUCCUCUGUGUGUGUGGUUUAUACACGUUGUUCCAGAUCGGUUGUUUGUUUGUACGGAGGUUUGCUUUGCAACUAUUUGGGAUCUUCUUUUUGAUGACCGGACGAGUUACUCGGAUUAUCACUCUUCGAUUUUGAUAUAUUUACUCUGAGUCGUCUGUGUGCGGAUUGCGUUCGUAUUUGUGCGAUUUUGCAUUUUUAUUAUAGACAGUAUUCCUACUCGGAUGGUCUGACUGUCCCUCCCACACUGAUCCUCACAGAAUAACAGCUUGCUCCUCCGAGCACUUUUUCCACGUCUCUCGAUUGAAAUGGAAUAUUUUGAUGAAAACAUUUCUGCAAGAUUUUAAGAGACGUCCUCUUCUGAACGACAAGUGAAAGCCAGCAAGAAAACUUGUCCCAUUGGUAGGUAGACGGGUCAGUUUGCCACGCCUCUUCAAGUGCCCCAGGUAUCUCUCUGCGACCCCGUCUGGUCCAGGAUGUCCAGGCAGCUCACCCAGCUUCCGACCCCCGAUCUCCCAGCAGGCGCAAGCCCACAGUUUGGAAGUUGUACACAGCCUGCAGGCUCUCUCACAGGGGGGCAUCUGAACUCCAUGACAGGUCUUAAGUCCCUCCUGCAGCAUCCGAUGAAGGGAGAACCAGCGUUUAAAAAGUCCAUUGGACGCAAAGACAAAGACAGAUUGGACCUUGAUGAGGACUCCUUGGGAGUGUGCUCCAUGAGGAAUGGCAGUGGAAUUGGCAGCAGUAACAGCAGUAAUGGCUGUGGAGGAGGAAAUGGAGGAGGAAGUUUCAACCAGUUCUUGGGGCCCCUAUUGUGGGAUCGCACCCUGCCUGCGGACGGGGGCCUCUUCCAGCUUCAGUACAUGGACUUGGAGGAGUUUCUGACCGAAAAUGGAAUGGGCAGCAUGCAUAACAACAACAGCUCCAGUUCAGCCCAGAUCCCCUCACAGAGCUCCCAGUCAGCUGUACCUAACCAGAGCUCCCAGUGCCUACCGCCCUCAUCUCCACCCUGCUCCACAUCUUCAUCACCGUCUUCAUCUUCUUCACCGUCACUCCUUGGCUUGGAGGUGGCUCAGCCACAGAACCUUACAGGAGGAAACGACUUUCUUCAUGGGAGUCAGACGAGUAUGAACGACUCGUGCGAAUCACCCUGCUCCUCCUCUUCGUCCUCCUGUCCACCUCUGCUGACACCCACAGGCAGUGGGCCUGAUGCUGGAAUGUUUGACAUGGAUUCAAACGAGAUGUCAAGCUCCCCCAGCCAGCAGAACUUUGACCCCAGGAGGCACUCAUUUAGUGAAGAGGAGCUCAAGCCACAGCCAAUGAUCAAGAAGGCUCGCAAGAUCCUGGUGCCAGAUAACUUGAAGGAUGAGAAGUACUGGACCAGGAGGUAUAAAAACAACGAGGCAGCAAAGCGUUCCCGAGAUGCUCGCCGUCUUAAGGAGAACCAAAUCUCUGUGCGCGCUGCCUACCUGGAGAGAGAGAAUGCCGCCCUACGGCAAGAAGUGGCAGAGAUCCGAAAGGAACUCGGCCGUUGUCGCAACAUCCUUAGCAAAUACGAGAACCGUCUCCCCGACCAGUGAUGACGGCGUGCAAGCAAAAAAUCAAGAAGAAAAGGAAUUAAAGCUGGAUCUAAUGAAAGACUUUGAGUUAUUGGAAAUGGCAUGAUGGACAGAUUGGGGUGAAGAAUAUGCUGAUGAUAAUGAUUCUGAUGAUGAAUGUAUAAGACAAGGAGAUGGUUUGUGUUUUGAAGCUCAGGUGUCUUGUUUUGUUGAGGUGUCAGCUCUUAAAAGUAAAGAUGGAGAGAAUAAUUUAACAGAUGAGAGAUGUGACUUUUAAGAGUUUUGUUAUUGGAGAAUAUUGUAUAUUUUAUAAUACUUCAGAAAAAUUAGAGGGAGAGAAAAUUUGGAGAAUAAUUUUGUAUAUUUUCUACAUGACAGGGGACAUAGAGGAAAGCUAGGGUAAAUCUCUUUUUAUUCUAGGUGAUUCCGGAGAUGUUUAACAGGUGUCAGCCAUCGAUGGGUAUUUUUCGACUCGAUUAUUUUAGUCAGGAUGCAGCAGCAGAGGCGAGGACGCAUGUAACAAUUGUAAUAUAGAGAGCAAAAAUGAUCUUAUAAUCGUAUAGUUCAACAUUUUUGUGGAUUUUACUCAAGCACUUAAUUAUUUUCCUGUUAUGUUUCUGUCACUGGGAAUGGGCAUGCUAGAGAGAGACGAAAUGAGAGAGGAGACACAGUGUAAACAGACCAGCGCUUUCUACAACACUCGUCUUCUGCAUUCUUUUUUAAUAGAACUUCAUGCUUUUUGGUUAAUUUCCCAAACCAUGUUAGUUUUCUGUACUUAAAGCUCAACUUUACACCCUUUUCUAGUCCAUACUUCUACUUUUGACUCCACUUCUCUAUUCCAGUUGAGUGCUUUUAAUCGUCCCUAGUGUUUGGUAUCUUACCUAAGCAGAUGAAAACCUGCUGUUGUGAUGCCCACUGGGUAACUCUGCUCCUCUUCAUCUUCUCUUUGAAUCGUUGGGAUAUUUCUCUGUUUCUAUUUCCGUCUGCUCUCACUUACAGCCAAUCCCCCUUACAGCUAUGUGCAAACUCUUCCUCUUACAUUUUGUCCCUGUGUCUCUCUUGUACCUCAACGGUGCAUAGAGUAGUGAAAUCUCAAUGUUGUACCCUGAAAUAGUAAUCAAUCUUCCCAGCUACAUGCACUCGUUACUUUACUGUACUUUAUGAACACACUUUAAUCAGCAUUAUUACAGAGGAAGAAAUGUGUAUAUUGGAGAAGCCUAUGCUAUUUUUGUGUGUUUGAUGUAUUCCAGGAGAUGUGUUGAGAAACCAUUGAGUGGAAUGGUGUUAAUUUCUCAGAUUUCUGGGACAAAUAAAAGCCAAAAUUUCCUAUUGUGAUCCACAAAUCUUGUUACUAUUUAGUGCUUUUAUUCAAUACUGCUCCUUUACUGUUUACUCCUUUUAUUACUUUAAUCUGUAUCUUUAAACUUCUCUGUGUACCCACAACAUCUACGCUGGUACACUAUGUUAUGUUCCUGGGGGAGGGAAGACUAGUAAUAGCGUGUGAUUUUAAUCCCCUUGAUGACCAUUUCUGCUAUUAUUAUUGUUAUGAUUAUAACGAUUAUCCCUCUUGUUGUUGCUGUUCUAUAUUAUUGAAUGAUUUUCUUUCUUUGGACGAACAUGAUCUGUUGCACCUUGAAACAUCUUUGAUCUUCAGUGUUCCUCAGAAAGACUAUUCACAUGGAAACCACCCUCUGUCUGCAAUUUGCAUCCUGUCUCACACCUCCAGACAUUACUCACUUCUGCAAAGGAUCCUGCUGCCACUUUGGUUCUUCUCACCAUGGAUUCACGAGCGUGGCUCAAAAACUCGAACAUAAUGUCCAUGCAGACUUACUUUUUUCCUUUCUCCGUGAUCUCCUCUGUUCCCCAGCGGUGUACGGACUAUGCACACUUUCAAUAUUUGCUCCUCGUUGGUUUAUUUCCACCUUUAUCACCUCAAUCAGUGAUUGUUUGCUCCUCCAACAGGAUUUAGUCUCGAAUAUCCUCACAGAUGUGGUUGGUAAAUCUUCUAGUGACUCUAAUUGAACUACAACUGCCCUGCUGCAUCAGUGGUGUCCUUGGUGCCCAGCCCACUCAAUGCUGGUUAUUUGGAUGUAGUCGAGAUUUUUCCAGAAAAAAACACCAAUAAAAGAUUGUUCUCAUUCA